AUGCUCAGUUCACGCUGCCUGGGCCACGGCAACGCAGCGCACCAGCCGCGCUUGCCCCCAGCUUGCAGCGCGCCGAAUUCCGCGAUGGCCAAAGAAGCCGAAUUCGGCCACAUAGAGGGGGAGGCCGAGGGCGAGGCGCAGCUGGAGGAGGGUGGCCGAGAGGAAGACCACGAGGGGGAGCAGCUGCAGCAGCAGCGUGCCGCUGUGAGCAGGAGCCGCCGGACCAAAAAAGCAUGGCCGGCCUCGGUGCUGCACCUCCCGGUCCGCACGGAGGGCACGGUACUGAUCGUCUUGAGCGCCCUCGAUCUAGCGGGCGCGAGGAGGCAAGUGCCCCGUUGUUGGCCCGGCCUGCGAGCCAUGAGCAACAUCUCGGCCGCGAUCGCCGACGACUACAACAAGUACAAGUUUGGCGGAGGCCGCGCCGGCAAGUACAAUCCGCAGGUGCUGACAGGCAAGCAGCAGGUCGACAGCAUAGACUUGGCCCCCAAGCAGCGGCUGGAGCUCCAGGCGUACAAAGACGCGGAGAGGGCCCUCAAGCGCCAGCUGCGGGACGCCGAGGGCGGCCGGGCCGGCGGCUUCAACGACCGCCAGGUGGUGGAGAAGAGGCCGGAGGCGCAGUCCUUCUCUCAGGGCCAACGCCAGGGGCAGCUGGGCUCAGGCUGGGACGCAUCGGCCCCCAAUCGCCCAUGGAUCGCCCACGGGGGCCCCGACAGCCCACUCCGCCCAGGAGCGCGCGGAUCUGCGAUCGGGGGCCCAUCGCCGCUCCAUCGGCGACGUAUCGCCGAUCCCAGCUCGGUGGCUUCCCCCACGAGCUGGUCCUCCCCAAACGCUCCCCCCCACCACCGCUGGCCUCCACUUCGACCAUCUCGAGGCAGCGACGCGCGGGGCGUCGAGUCGUGGACGCCUUGGCAAAUCUGGUGGUGA
Prorocentrum cordatum is the source of this 924-nucleotide messenger RNA. The record is from the annotation of a GenBank genome assembly. NCBI's taxonomy places the organism in Eukaryota, Dinophyceae, Prorocentrales, Prorocentraceae.